Molecule: messenger RNA, 2123 nt
Organism: Lobosporangium transversale
Lineage: Eukaryota; Fungi; Mortierellomycota; Mortierellomycetes; Mortierellales; Mortierellaceae
Exons: 4
Coding region: 49-1878 (609 amino acids)
Source: RefSeq, a predicted model, not a curated record
CCUACUGUUCAUUCAUUACAACCUACUAAGUCAGGACAAAAAAAAAGUAUGGACGCCAUGGACGCCAUAGAUAACAAGGAACAGGAAGUGAAAAUGGUUGAUGACUCCGAGUUUACUACUAGCGAGCAUUCCGUGCCAACAGUUGGAGUAGAGACUGAGUCUGCCGCUCUGACUCCUUCGGAAAGUGUAGAAAGCAGUACGCCGACAGCCAGCCAUGUUGUAGAAGGCGAAGACACCUCCCCUUCUACAACCCACCAAACAGAUACUUCCUCACAUCAGCAGCAGUACUUGAUCCCACCUAAGUCCUUCACCCCGCAAUCCGCUCCGCCAAUGAAGAGGAGACCACGUAGAACUGGACAACCUCUUCAUUUGUUGCUUCAGGACUGCAGUAAGCAGCACAUCUUGGGAUGCCUUUGUAAAAAGACAUCCGAGGAGAUCAAGGCGAUUGUGAGCGAUAAAAAGGCCCUUGCUACCGAACUUCGUAACUAUUCAAAUGAAUUCGUGCUGACAUCUGCUCGCGACCGUGUUAUUGAUGAAGUUGAUGAUGAAGGGAAGGAAUUACUCAAAGACAUCGACCCUGAAAAAGAUGUGAUCAAACAACGUUUCGAGGACGAAACCUCUGUCUUUAAGAGCUAUGACGAUGCUGUUCAUGAUAUCCGUGUAGACCUAUAUUUCGAAGGAAUUAAGCCACGAAAACAUGAAUCUCAGGAGAGCGCCGUAGAGGCGUCUGCCAGGAAUAAAGAACUUAACACUGUUAUUGAAAUAUGGGAUAUUUACCAUAAACGCAUUGAGAUAGAACCAAAAAGAAGUGGGAGGGCCACACAGAGCCCAUAUCCGGGUCGAGGUAUAAGACCUUCAGGGCCACCUGGAACUCGACCUCACCCAUACGCACCAUAUCGCUCCCCAUCAGCAGGGCCGGGACCGGCACCACCCCAUUAUAAUGCACCGCUGUAUGCAGGGCCUCCUGCUAUGAGCGGGCCAAAUUUCAGGGAAUCUAGGGGUCACCAUCGCGGAUAUGACAGGCCGCCAUAUCGGGAAGAUUAUUAUCCGGAUAGGCGUGAGGAUUAUCGUAGACCUGAUUAUGAUCGUCGCGACCCUCGGGAUCAUCAUUUGGGGACGAGGCCACUUCCUCCAGGAACUGGACCUAUGGGUCGUCCUGAUCCAAGAGAUAUGCGUGACAUGCGGGAUCCUCGCGAUUUUAGAGAUAGACCUCCACCUCUAGCGGCUAGAAAUGAUGGAUUUUUUGGACUUCCAGGAGGAAGUCGGUAUGAUGAUAGGAGACGCGAUCGUCUCGAAAAUAGCCAUGUCCCUCCGCUCCGUGGACACUCAGGUCCCAAUGGGACUUCGCCUCUCAACCCACAUCCCUCACUGCCCCCUAAACCUCAUGGUACGAACUUUGACAGUAUUCCUCCCCCACAUGCACAGCAGCAUCAUGCUUCUGGUUCGAUAUAUCCCCAAUCUUACCCACCUACCCCACACCAACCUCCUCAUAUGGACCCUCAGGGCUAUUAUGCAGCCUAUGGACAACCCAUGGAUUAUUCUAUGCCUGGACAGGCGGACUAUACAGGAUACGGCUACACGGAUGCGCAAGGAUAUACAUAUCCUCCUGCCGCUACUGCUGGUAGUAAUUGGGACAUGAAUGCGGGUUCUACUGGCGCUUCAACUACAGGACUUAAUCUUGUGCCAUUUAAUUCUAGCCAACCUGGACGUCAUAAAGCUGUGCCAUUACCCACAGAUUUUAUGUCAGGACCCAGUGAUGCACCCCGUCUCUCAAUGCCAGAGCCACAUGAGGUACUGGGCAGGAUCAGUGGCGUCAUUAUUAGGGAUGCUCAGGGCAACAUUGGCCUUUGCCAGUAUCAGUUUACUCAGUCAGCAUGAUUGCGUGAUUUGCUAUUUUCCACACACAUUCAUAUGCAUGGACAUAUACAUCUAUAUACAUAUAUAUAAAUACAUCACACGCACCAUAUUCAAUUCACACAUUUAUGACAUACGCGUAUGGAUCAUCCAGCUUGGUAAGGCAUGGGAAGCCAUCAUACCAUCAUAGAGGACGCAUAAAAAAGCAUAAGGACGAGGAUAUAACACAUAGGGACAUAUUACAAGAGGGAGGGAAAAAACAGGAACCG